AUGGAAGUAGACCUAUUCCGCUUAUUGUCAGUAGAUCAACUUCAAAAGGCUGUAGACGAUCAUGAGCAUGAAUUGUUGACCAAUUUUGGUCGAUUUUUGGCUGCUUUCUUUUCGAAUCUACCAAUUUUAUGUCCGAUAAAGAAUGACAUUGAGUUUCCAUCGCUUUGGAAGUUGGUUUUGUGGAAAGAAAGUGAUUACGGUAGGCUUUGUGUAGUACGAAUUUAUUAAAUAUUUUUUUAAUCUUAAUUUGAAGGCUAGCCUUAGUUCCAUCCUUAGCCCAGCCUCAGUCUUAUUCUUAGACCAGAGCCCUAGCCCUAGCCCAGAGCCUUAGUCAGAGCCCUAGCCCAGAGCCCUAGCCUAGAGCCCUAGGCCUAACACUAAUCCUAAAUUCUCUAGAGCCUUAACUCAGAGCCCUAGCUUUAGCCAGGAUGUCUUGUUUUAGCCCAAACCUUACUCUUAGCCUUAGUCUAGUGUCUUAGCCUUGAGCUUUAGCUUAGAGCCUUAGCUUAGAGUCCUAGCUUUUAAGCCUUAAAAGGUCUUAGCUCUAGUUCUUUUGUUAAUUCUAAUCCUAGUUUGUCUUAGCCUUAGACCUGGCGCUAGCUUUAAGCUUUCUCUAACCCUAACUCUACUCUUAUUCUUCUCUUAACCCUUUUGUACCCCUACUCUCUAAUCCAACUUCUAAAUUUCAGACCAGGCUCUCUACAAAAAGCUAACUCCAGAAUAUGUGUCAUCCAACAUACCACCCACUUACUCUGCUUCUCUACCUGUUCAGCUCUUCUUGAUCACUAAUAACUUAACUGAAGCUUGCUUAUACGUUGACCAUUUCAAUGACAUACGAUCUCAGAUACUAUUACGGGUACUAUCUGAUCUACAAUACGGGUUACGGCUUACUGAGCAACAUGUUACACAGGUUUUUGUUUCUGACUUUAUUGGUCGGUUGAGCUACGGUAUGGUGAACGGUAGGGGGUACGGUAGUGGAUACGGUGGUGAGUACGGCAGAGGGUACGGUAAAGAGUAUGGUAAUGGGUACGAUAGGCCAAGCAAUCAAGUUCACGAUGAACAAAAUGGUACUAAUGGUACUAAAAAUGUUUUUAAUGACUACAAUGACUCUACCUCAUCUGUUACCUACAACAACAUUAAUAUAACCGUCCAUACCGUCAUGUCAGAUGACCAAAUUAAAACCCAUGUUGAUGUAUAUACAAGACUAUCUAUCAUGCUCAACAUUUCAUGGACAUACGACUUACUACAGUACCUACAGUCAGCCUUACAGUACGUCAUAGACGGUCUACCUGAAACAGUAGAUGACCAAGUUCAACUCCCACGCCCUCCAGUAUACGUACUACCAGCUCAGGAUGAUGAAAACAUACCUGAACUAGUUCAAACCAACAUUAUGUACCAGUUGAUACGAGUCUAUCUUACCGUAUUACAACGCUGUAAUUGGCUAAAGUCUGUGGCCGGGACCUUGAUGAGUAACAUCUGGAAGUACAACCUUAACUUUAGUACCCAAGUGCUACAUACUGAAGUAGAUGAUGUUGAUACUGCUGUGUAUCAUAGUUUUGAGGAUGUGUUGAGGAUGAUAUUGAUACAUAAUUACCGCGACCAAAUGGCUUUACUGAGUAGAAGAGGGGCGAAGAAGGAUGAUAUUGAUAAGAUUAGACAAAGGAUGAGUAGGAUGGGCUACAGUAGACCACAGGACGGUACUGAAGGUUUUGAAAACUUUGGUACUAACGGUGGUACUAUUGGUGCUAAGAUGGAUUACAAAAAUGAUGACAAUUCGGUACAGUAUGAUUCUCAAUCAAGCUUACUGUAUAGUCAUCAUGGUCAUCAAAGUAACUUUAGUGAUUCGUUACAGUAUGACAAUGGUUACAGUAAUGAAAAAGGUCCGCUACAAUAUAAAAAUGACUACAGUAAUGAUAAAAAAAAGCUACAGUAUCAAAAUAGUUACAUUAAUGAUAAAAGCUCAAUACAGUAUAAAGAUGAUUACAGUAACUCAAAAAGCUCACUACAGUACAGAAAAAACUACAGUAGUACCAACCACUCCAAAACCGACUACAUACCCCAACUAGAGGCCGACGAAAUCGACCAGUUGAUAAAAAUCCUCCAAUUCUUUGAUGACAUAUCGACCGACAAAGAACGUUACCUACCUCCAUUAUCCGAAAGCACUGUAGAACAGUGGAGAACAGCAAUGUAUUCUGAGGUCAAUGUGGUAAGCGCACGACCUACAACUGAACUCAACCUUGGUGAUGACAAACUCAAGAUGAUAGUACCUCAAGAAGUGUACUUGAUACUAGACUAUGUGGCUAACAGUCUACCGUAUGUGUCGUUGUCUGAUAGGAGUUUGAUUGGCAUUAGUUUGAAACUGAAGCCUAGUGAGAUGGUCAAGGUCGAGAAUAGUACGUUCUACAGUACGAUACAGAGAGGUAAUCGAAGUAAAAUGAGUUUUGGUACUAAGGGCGGAGAACUGGCUAGUACUAUGAAUACCAAUCAGAUAGAUACACAUAGUAAUGGUAUAAAUCAUGUAAAAUACGAAAAGAAUAAUGCUUCCGACCCUAACAUUGCCCUACUUAGUACCAAAGAGCCAUAUGGUACUCUUCAAAAUCGAAUUCAAGCAAGCCUGGUCCGACUUGGUGGUAGGUCCAUAUCUCAUGCCAAUACCACAGUAAAAAGUCUAAACUAUAUGAGUGAUGUUUACCAUAGUAAUGUGCCUUCUACUAGUGCUAACAUACCUCAAUUUGAACCUCAGGCAAGUAGUUAUGACAAAGAUAUGAGCAAUAGUAAACAUAAUAUGGGUAAUAAUGAAAAUUUGGAACUUGUAAAUCAAGAUCAAAGCAAUAUAAAGCAUGAUGGAAGCUAUGAUGGUCAAGAAAAGUUAAAGCAUAAUGAAGAUAAGGGUAAUAUAAAUCAUGAGAAAGAUCAUGGUAAAAGUCCAAGCCAUAAUAACCAAGCUACAAGCUUUCAAAUACAACCUAUACCUACUAAUCAAGCCAAAUCCGGCCUAGAGAAAGAAUUGCUUCAAGAGAAGGAGUAUAUAGAGAAAAUUCGAAAGAGUACCAUGCUGAUAAAUGCUCAAAAAGCUAGUCUAUACUAUGAUGUAAAUGAAGAGAAACGAGUUGAAAUAUUGAACAAGAUAAGACAAUUGAAAAUGACCAAAAGUCCUGGGAUGAGGAGGAAAGUUGGGCCAAAUGGAGAUGGAAAUGACGUCAAUAGUGCUAUAAAGCUUGAUUAUAGUGUUACACAGCCUAGUAAUAGUACUAUGAAGCCUGGUUAUAGUACUGAACAUCUUAGUUAUAGUACUAUGCAGUUUGUACAGCCUGGUGAUAGUACAGCACAGCCUGGUUUUAGUACUACACACCCAAGUUAUAGUACCAUGCAGCCUAUUCAUAGUACUAUGAAACCAAAUUUUAGUACCAAAAAGCCUAUUUAUGGUACUAUGCAACAUAUUCAUAGUACCACACAGCCUAAUUAUAGUACUGUAACGCCAGAUCAGGAUACUAAACAUAACAUAAGUAGAAGUCAUCAUGAAGAACCAUUAGACUUAUCAGAUGAAUUGAAAGCUAUUAGUGCUAGGUUAAGUAGCCUAAAACAGAAAUGGAGCCAAUCGCCGGAAGAUAUUGUUAAGCAGUCCUUGAAUCAGAACUUGAAUUUUGAUGUCAAUUUCAAUGUGAGGUCUCAAUUCAAUGACAAUUUGAAAAUGAAGUCACAAUUUGAUGAAAAUUCAAAACUGAGGCCAAGAUCUGGCCACACUAGUACAAAUAAAUCAUUUACAUCACAACGACCCGCUACCUACAAAAAUAUCCAAAUUCAUAACGUAAACUCAAAGCUAUAUGUAAAAGAUCAUGAAGAUAACGAAGACUUAAGCUCAGGCAUCUCAAGCAGUUCGAUAUCACCAAGGCUGAGCGAUCGAAAGAAGGUGAGGAAGACUCGGCGUGUUUUGGAAACUGAACGUGAAAGAAUGUUAGAAAGGCAGAGGAUGGAACAAGAAGCUGAAGCUAAUAGCAAAAGUAAUAAUGAUGGGCUUAGUAAUGAUAGUGAUUCUAACACUGAUAGUGGACUGAAGAGUUCUGGUGAGGUAAAGAACGGGGCACAGAAGGGUACAGAAAAGAAGGAUAGGCUACAGGAUGCUACAAAACAUGACGGUGGACGUUAUGGCAAAGGUCAAACACAGUAUAGCUAUGACAAUGAUAAGAACAUAGAGAAGGUCGAGAGGAAGAACUACAGUGAUGAAAACAACUCAGAAAUCGAUAAUGAUGGCUUAAUUUACCCCAAUCCUCAACAUGUUUUAUAUAAAACUGGUAAAAAUGAUGAUGAUCGUACUAAUCAGCACUAUGAUAAUAAUCAGUGCUAUGAACAAAAUUAUGAUAGUACUAAUAACCUUAGCACUAAAAUUCUCACUGAAAGUAAAGAUACUGAAGACCGUACUAAUGAGUAUUAUGGUAUUAAUCAGUUUGAUGUUACUAAUCAGUACUACAAACAAAAUUAUGAUAUUACCAAAAAACUUAGUACUAAAAUCAACAGUAAAAGUAAAGAUACUGAAGACCGUACUAAUGAGUACUAUGAUACUAACCAGUAUAACAAUCAAAAUUACGUUAGUACUAAGAAUUAUUUACAAAGUGAGACUAAAGUUACUAAAGAUCGUACUAAGCAGCACCAUGAUACUAAGCAGCACCAUGGUAGUACUGAAAAUCACUUACAAAGUAAGACUAAAGCCACUGAAAACCGUAGUAAUCACUACCACUCUCAAAAUGAUGUUCAUACUACCCAACAUUAUAUACAACAUCAAAAAACACCUUAUAUUCACCAUGACCUUCAGAACUCAGAAGUCUCUAAUUCCCAACAUCAGCAUCAAUAUCCACCUUCUACUGACCUCAACUACCAAAACGAGUACUACGACAGCUCUACUACAGUACCAAAAAUGAACCUAAAUCUAAAUUCAGUAGACUACGUACCAGAAGCUAUACCAUCACCAACAACACCAGCCUCAAUCGGCCGACUUGAUCUGUCACUAUUAAGCGACCGACAAGAAGAAAAAAAGAAAAAAUCGACCGGUUGGACCGAAAUCAAAGUUCUCGACCGUACGCCAAAGCAUUUUGUCAAGAAGAAGGAAGUAGUACUGCCGGAUUGGGUCAAGUUGUUACCGUAUGAAGCUAAACCAACGUCUUCUAGGCUACUGUCGUUGGGUGGAGCUGCUGGUAAGAUUUUUUGAAUUGUAAAGCAAGUUCUUGCUAUUUUUAGUAUUGUAAAGAAAGUUCUUGGUCUUUUUAGUUUUGUAAAGGAAGUUCUUGCAGUUUUAAUUUUGUAAAGAAAGUUCUUGUCAUUUUUCAGUUUGUAAAGAAAGUUUUUGCAUUUUUUACUUUGAAAAUGAAAAUUUUCUUACUAUAUGUUGUCUGAAUGUCAAAAAACAUAAUUUUAUGUUUUUGACGAAAUGUCACUAUAAUUAUUGAUUUUUCAACGAAGUGUCACCUUCAUUUUUGGUUUUGUAAAGAAAGUCCUUGCCAUUUUAAACUCUUUCAACCAUAAUUCUUUUCAGAUUCAAAGGCCAAAAGUUCUCGUACCGGUCGUAAAUCGAAGAGUCCUUAUCUAAAUAUCAAGGAUGUUAUCCAUGACAGUGGUUACCUCGACUUUGAAACUGGAAGAAGACAAAAAGCUGUGGAGCCCAAACUUGAGGAUACAGUAGAAAAUCAAUCAGAAAGUGAAGAAUACGACCAAAACAACGUGUUUGACAUGACUGAAGAGCAAAUCAACCGGUUGAUAAAUUCAUAA
This is a messenger RNA of Bursaphelenchus okinawaensis, 5760 nucleotides long. The record is from the annotation of a GenBank genome assembly. Lineage: Eukaryota; Metazoa; Nematoda; Chromadorea; Rhabditida; Aphelenchoididae.